GCCGCCUUCUGCGCAGACGCGGCCCCGGGCUGCUCGGCGGCGGCGCGGGGGGGAGGCUGCGGGCGGCGGGAGGCUGCGGCCGGGGAUGGUCCAGCGGGCGCGAUGGCCCCCGCCAUGCAGCCGGCCGAGCUCCAGUUCGCCCAGCGGCUGGCGUCCCACGAGAAGGGCAUCCGGGACCGCGCGGUGAAGAAGCUGCGCCAGUACAUCAGCGUGAAGACGCAGAGGGAGACAGGAGGUUUCAGUCAAGAAGAACUCCUAAAAAUAUGGAAAGGGCUCUUCUAUUGCAUGUGGGUGCAGGACGAACCCCUCCUACAGGAGGAGCUAGCAAACACUAUUUCCCAGCUCGUCCACGUUGUUAACAACUCGGAGGCCCAACACCUGUUCAUUCAAACCUUCUGGCAAACGAUGAAUCGAGAGUGGAAGGGGAUAGACCGGCUGUGCCUGGGCAAGUACUAUAUGCUGAUCCGUCUGGUCCUGAGGCAGUCCUUUGAAGUUCUGAAGCGAAAUGGCUGGGAAGAAAGCCGAAUCAAGCUAUUCUUAGACGUCUUGAUGAAGGAGAUCUUGCACCCUGAGAGCCAGUCUCCUGAUGGAGUGAAGUUCCACUUCAUCGGCAUUUACCUGGACGAACUGUCCAAAGUGGGAGGGAGAGAGCUUUUGGCAGAUCAGAAUCUCAGGUUCAUUGAUCCAUUCUGCAAAGUCGCUGCCAAGACUAAGGACCAUACAUUGGUGCAGACUAUAGCUAGGGGUGUUCUUGAAGUCAUCGUGGACCAGUCUCCUCUUGGACCUGAAGAGACCCUCAAGGAACAGAAGCCUCAGGCGGGCGAGGGUGAGCCCUCUGAAGAAGAAACGCCUGAAAACGAGGUGGUGUGGAGACAAACCGUCAGUAGAAAGAAGACCGCACUGAGCCAGCAGCACUCCGGGAUGGACGGCGUCCGCGACGACGGGGCGAGAGGCGGCGGGCGCCUGGAGGACGCCGGGCCCUUGCUCCAGUUCGACUACAAGGCUGUUGCCGACCGACUCCUGGAAAUCACCAACAGGAAGAACACCCCUCCCUUCAACAGGAAGCGUCUCUCCAAACUCAUCAAGAAAUUUCGGGAUCUCUCCGAAGCAGGCAGCCUAUCCCGGCUCAGUUUUGCUGAGGACAUUUCUGCUGAGGGAGAUGACCAAACGCUCAACCGAGGAAAGCACAAGAAAAAAGGAAAUAAACUUUUAGAGAAAAGCGACCCGGAGGAAGAAGGAGGAAACAAGUCCUUCCUUGCUGAAGAAGAGGAGAGCGAAGGCGGUGUUCAGAAGAGAAAAGGGAAAAAGAGGAGGAAGGUCCAUCUCCAACCAGAGCAUUUAGGGUCGGGGGCUCCGGCCCUGCCCCCAGAACAGAACGGGGGCAGGGAGCCGGAGGGAAGUCCGGGAAGAGCCCAGAAGAUGCCUGCGGCUGAGCCGGGGGCACCAGCUGCCCCUCGCCCCCAGGAGCACAGCAUUUCGGGGCCCGCCCCAGCGCAGGGUAAGAGGAAACGACCGAGGAAGAGAAGCCUGAGGGUCCAGGGCGAGAGCUCAGAGUCCACACCACCACUGCCUCGGGGGGACGAGGCCUGGGAACCGUCCCCUCCGGCACCCCCUGCCAGCGGAGCCCCGGUCCAGAAGAGGCAGAGGACGCUCGGAGCCCUCCCGAUCAACGGCAGCGGCCCCCCCGCGCUGGCCUGGCCCCCACCCCAGCAGCAGGGCCGGCCGGCCGGCCUGCCCCCGGGCAGGAGACUGAAGAAACAGAAGGGGGAGCCCAGCGGCCUUGACCUCUGCAACCCGUCUCAUCAGAAAGCCGCCAUCUUGAAAAAGAGAAAGAAGGUGAAAGAGAUGUGUGACUUGGAGCACCGUGGAGGGUUGAAGGCCGAAGCCAGGCUCGUCCAGGCUCUGGGCGGUGGGGGGGCUCUCAGCCCCUCAAAGAAGCAGCAGCUGAGGACGGAGAAUGACUUCGUGAGGUUCGACACCCCCUUCUUACCGAAGCCCCUGUUCUUCAGAAAAGCCAAGAGCAGCAGUGCCUCUGCCGUCUCUGUGCGCCCUGCCGGGCAGCGAGACAAGACGCCCUCAAGCUCCAAGAAGGUCACCUUCGGGCUGAACAGAAACACGACUGCGGAAUUCAAGAAGACAGACAAGAGUAUCCUGGUCAGCCCCACGGGCCCCUCCCGAGUGGCCUUCAACCCUGAGCAGAGGCCCCUCCACGGCGUGCUAAAGACCGCCACCGGCUCACCCACCGGCGCCCCCCUGGGGACCAAGAAGCCGCUGAGCGCCACGCCAAAGAGAAGGCCCACGGCUAUGGACUUUUUCUAGGGCAGCAGCAGAGUCCUUUUAGAGACUGUUUUUGUACAGAUAUUCUAUAAAUUAUAACUUUGAAAAGGUG
Molecule: messenger RNA, 2389 nt
Organism: Neofelis nebulosa (Clouded leopard)
Lineage: Eukaryota; Metazoa; Chordata; Mammalia; Carnivora; Felidae
Gene: RRP1B
Product: ribosomal RNA processing 1B
Exons: 16
Coding region: 103-2319 (738 amino acids)
Biological process (GO): rRNA processing
Cellular component (GO): preribosome, large subunit precursor; preribosome, small subunit precursor; nucleus
Source: RefSeq, a predicted model, not a curated record